UCUAUCCGAUUGGCCGCCUCGCUGUCAAAUGGGGGUACCACGGUUCGCGGCGGCUGCUUUCAAAACAAUGGACCAAAAAUACUGAAAUUCUAAAAUUAUACGGACAUGUCUUGAAGGCGUUAAAGUCCCCUUUUAUUCACGUGAAAAAUGCGGCGUUCUCAUGCUCCAAGCCAGCUAGGUCUUGUACCGAAAAGGAAAUCUGAUGAAUUUUAUGACAGUGAAAGGAGAAAAGAUCUUGUAGGGAACAAGACAAAGAAGCACCGUGUUUUAGAAGUUAGCAGCCCGCAGCAGUAUAUGUCACCAUACAGGAAACCUUUAGAGAGUAUACAAAAUGUUCCAGAUAAUACAAGCACUGGAUUGUCUAGUCAUGAAGCAUUUAUCAGGAAAAUACUCUCCAAGCCAUUCAAGGUUCCAAUUCCAAAUUAUACAGGGUCUUCAUUCAAUAAAGCUCUCGGAGUUAGAAGACAAGGGGCCAGACAACCUCUACAUGACCCUUUUGAAGAAAGAGCACUGGUUCUAUAUAUACCACCAGAGUUGUCUGCUCAUGAUCAACUUAAAGUUGAUAUAGAGAAGCAACCAGUGCAUGUUGUUGUGGAUCCAAUCCUGUCUAAGGUGCUGCGACCACAUCAGAGAGAAGGAGUUAAGUUUAUGUAUGAUUGUGUGGUUGGAGUGCAGAUACCAGAAAAUUAUGGCUGUAUCAUGGCAGAUGAAAUGGGUUUAGGGAAGACACUCCAGUGUAUUACACUGACAUGGACCUUGCUGCGGCAAAGUCCAGAUUGUUGUCCAACAUUAGAGAAAGCUGUUAUAGUGUGUCCUAGCAGUCUAGUCAAGAAUUGGCACAAUGAGUUGAACAAAUGGUUAGGCAACAAGAUAAAUGCAUUAGCAGUUGAUAGCGGCUCAAAGAGUGAAAUUGACAGAAAUUUGACUCAUUUUAUGCAGCAAAAAGGAAGGCGUGUGUCAAAUCCAGUGUUGAUCAUAUCUUAUGAGACAUUUAGAUUACAUGCUGCAGUUUUACACAGAGGAGAAGUAGGACUGGUCAUUUGUGAUGAGGGACACAGGUUAAAGAACUGUGAAAACCAGACAUACCAAGCAUUGACAGGUCUUAACUGUAAAAGAAGAAUAUUGUUAUCGGGGACACCUAUACAGAAUGAUUUGCUAGAAUACUUCAGCCUGAUACACUUUGUAAACAAGGGUAUUCUAGGUACAGCACAAGAGUUCAAGAGAAAGUUUGAGACACCAAUCUUACGUGGUAGAGAUUCCACUGCUUCAGAUGAUGAUCACAAGAAGGGAAUGGAAAAAUUACAAGAGCUUGCUGCUAUUGUAAACAGAUGUAUUAUCAGAAGAACCCAAGCAUUGUUGACACAAUAUCUGCCAGUUAAAAUUGAAGAGGUGAUUUGUAUAGAGCUGACACCAGUCCAGAAGGAGAUGUAUAAACAGUUGGUCCAGUCUAAGGCUGAGGAAUGCUUGCAGAGAGCAGAGGAAGGGAAGCAGUCUGCUGGCAGUCUGUCUUUCAUCACACAGCUGAAAAAAUUGUGCAAUCAUCCAGAUCUCAUUUAUGACAAGUGUGUCGAGCAAGCAGACGGCUUUGAAGGAAUGUUGGAUUUCUUCCCGGCUGGUCAUAAUCUAAGAACAGUCAAACCAGAACUCUCAGGAAAGUUCCUUGUGUUGGACUGUUUGUUGGCUAUGAUAAAAUCUACAAGUAGUGACAAAGUUGUCUUAGUCUCCAACUAUACACAGACAUUAGAUCUGUUUGAAAAAUUGUGUAGAUUGAGAGGGUAUUUAUUUGUAAGACUUGAUGGUUCUAUGACAAUAAAGAAGAGGGCAAAAGUUGUUGAAAAUUUCAACAACCCAACAAGUCCAGAGUUUAUUUUUAUGCUGAGUAGCAAGGCAGGUGGAUGUGGUUUGAAUCUCAUUGGAGCCAAUCGUCUUGUGAUGUUUGAUCCAGACUGGAACCCGGCUAACGAUGAGCAAGCUAUGGCACGCUGCUGGAGAGAUGGACAGAAGAAAGACUGUUUUAUAUACAGGUUAUUGGCGACUGGUACGAUAGAAGAAAAGAUAUUCCAGCGCCAGGCACACAAGAAAGCCCUAAGCAGUUGUGUAGUUGACAAAGAGGAAGAUGUAGAGAGACAUUUCAGUCGAGAUGAGCUCAGAGAUCUGUUUCGACUAAACGAAGAAACACGCAGUGAUACUCACGAAAAGUUCAAGUGUAGAAGAUGUGUAAACAACAUUCAGGUGAAGCCCCCGCCUGAGGACACAGACUGUAACUCAGAUAUGUCACAAUGGCAUCACUCUACUGAUAAGAAGGGGUUAAAAGACUUGAUGUUAAAAGGGGCAUGGUCCUCGGACACACCUAUAUCAUUUGUGUUUCAUCAUCAUUCACAUGAAAAGCAGAGAGUAACUGUAUAGCAUUUACUUAGUUUCAUGCAAAUUGUACUGAUAUAUUAUGAAAGCAACGAGAGACGGUAUUACUUGCAUGGUUCGGAUAUACAUUGCUUCGCCAGGAAAACAUACAGUGAAAAACACAGUCAUGUGUUCAACGGUUCAAAGGUUGUGUUGACAUUGUAUGAAAGUAGAGAUUCUGAAUAGCUAGCAUGUAUCUGAUGGAUUAUGUUGCUCAGCCAUGAAAUAUGGUGAAAGACGCACCUGCAUGUUCAACCUAGAUCAGCAGUGCUCCAGAAGGAAAAGCAGAAGGAGAUCGGGUCAGAGAUAAGAUUCAGGUGGAUUUAUGACAAAGAAUAACUGCUGGCAGCCAGUUUGACUCCAGUUUGUGAUGCAUUUUGAAAAAACAA
Messenger RNA from Mercenaria mercenaria, 2789 nucleotides. Its product is annotated as DNA repair and recombination protein RAD54-like. The transcript has 21 exons. The coding region runs from base 148 to 2406 and encodes 752 amino acids. Gene Ontology annotation, cellular component: nucleus. Lineage: Eukaryota; Metazoa; Mollusca; Bivalvia; Venerida; Veneridae. Gene Ontology annotation, molecular function: ATP binding; ATP-dependent chromatin remodeler activity; hydrolase activity, acting on acid anhydrides. Gene Ontology annotation, biological process: reciprocal meiotic recombination; double-strand break repair via synthesis-dependent strand annealing. The record is from RefSeq and is a predicted model, not a curated record.